AUGAGAAGAAUUAAUCCCACGUGGGGAAGGCGGCCGGGACUACGAGGAAAAGGGAGAGGGACAGUGUACACUCAUGCUUUUAUUACCCGCGGGAAGAUGGAUGGUUUUCACGGACGGUUGUCUAGGCGCCCGGGCUCGCUAUAGGGAGACGUCAGAGCUCUCGGGUCCGCGGUGGAGGAGCCCCCGACCCCCCCGACCGGGCUCCCAUAUAAAGUCGGGGCUUGGCGAAGGCGGCAGCAGCGGCGCGGACGACGGCGGAGCUCCCCGAGGUCCACGUCCUGCGGUCGCUCCUCGGUUUGGGAAGCGCACCCGGAGCUGCCCGUCGGGACCAUGCGCUGCCGCGAACUGCCGCUCGUCCUGCUGGCGCUGGUCCUCUGCCAGGCGCCCCGGGCCCCCGCCGCGCCGGUGCGGGCGGCCGGAGAGACCGCGCUGGCCAAGAUGUACCCGCGCGGCAACCACUGGGCGGUGGGGCACCUAAUGGGGAAAAAGAGCACAGGGGAGUCCCCAUAUGUUUACGAGGGAGGGAGCCCGAAGUACCAGCUGCGGCAGCACAUCCUGUGGGAAGAAGCUGCGAGGACUCUGCUAGGCCUCAUGAAAGGAAAGGGGACCGGAAGCCACCAGUCACCUCCACAGGGCCCCCUGGGUAUUCUCCAGUCUACUCCGGAUUCCGAUUCCGAGGAUAGCAGCAACUUUUCAGAUGUAGGUUCAAGACUCAAAGGUUCUCAAUGUGAAGGAAGGAACCCCCAGCUGAACCGACAAUGACGGCCUCUCUCAAAGAAGCAAAACAGAACCCUUGAGAAUGCAUUCCACAGGCAUCAAUUCUACUGGCUCAUCCACCAGAUUUCCUUUGUGCAAAAUACUUAACUAUUCUUGUAUCUUUCAACCUUGACUAAAUCCAUGGUUUUCAAGCAGCA
Myotis myotis is the source of this 914-nucleotide messenger RNA. It is a transcript of the gene GRP, whose product is annotated as gastrin releasing peptide. Gene Ontology annotation, molecular function: neuropeptide hormone activity. Gene Ontology annotation, biological process: neuropeptide signaling pathway. NCBI's taxonomy places the organism in Eukaryota, Metazoa, Chordata, Mammalia, Chiroptera, Vespertilionidae. The record is from RefSeq and is a predicted model, not a curated record.